Molecule: messenger RNA, 2173 nt
Organism: Zychaea mexicana
Lineage: Eukaryota; Fungi; Mucoromycota; Mucoromycetes; Mucorales; Lichtheimiaceae
Product: P-loop containing nucleoside triphosphate hydrolase protein
Exons: 10
Coding region: 130-1899 (589 amino acids)
Biological process (GO): translational elongation
Molecular function (GO): translation elongation factor activity; GTP binding; GTPase activity
Source: RefSeq, a predicted model, not a curated record
CGUUCUUUUUUUUUUACUGCGGUAAGCGCUUUUUGAAAUCUAAAGUAACAAAUAUGCCCAAGAUGGAGUGGAUUGCAUAAUACUAGUUUUCUUACUUUUCCUUUCUUCUGCUUCAUAUACUACACCCCAAUGACUCUAAAGGAUUCCAUAAGACACCAGUCUAGUCACAUUACUAAUAGCACAAUGGAAAAAGACGAAGCAGCGCGGUUGGCUUCUGCUCUCAUGGACGUCAAAUUGACAGAGCCCGACAUUACAAAGAAUCAACAACAUAACGCCUUGUUCGAUCCUGUUAAUCGGAUAGACAGCGAUGAGUUCACUGACACGACGAGAACACUCAAGGAAAAAUUAAUACAUGCCACAUCUGACGACAUACAAGCGCUUGAGCACCUUAUGUCUACUCGUUUAGAUGAAGGACGUGGAGAGACACUGUUUGAAAUAGGUGUUGAAGAUGACGGUGAGAAAAUGACGCUUACAGACGACGAGUAUCAGCAAGCCCUGAUCACCGUUGGAAAAAUUGUUGAGAAGCUGGAUGCGGAUUUCUCGACUGUUGAAGAACGAGGGAAGCACAAUCAACAACAGCAAGGUAUCCUUGCCACUUUGAUGAUUCGACGGCGGUUAAAGACGGUGGAAGAUUUGCUUGAGAUUCGAAUAGCCGUUGUUGGCAAUGUGGAUGCAGGAAAGUCCACAUUGCUCGGUGUAUUGACAAAGGGUAUUCUUGAUGAUGGUCGAGGGAAAGCGCGGGUCAAUUUGUUCAGACACAAGCAUGAGAUUGAAUCCGGACGAACAUCGAGUGUAGGCGGUGAAAUCUUGGGAUUCGACUCUAAGUCUCAGCCUGUAAUGCAUCCAGCUGGAACGGGGCGCAAGCUAACAUGGGAAGAGAUCUGCACCAAGGCUACCAAAGUGUUGAGUUUUGUGGAUUUGGCAGGUCACGAGAAAUAUCUCAAGACCACCGUGUUUGGUAUGACAGGCAGCGCACCCGAAUUUGUAAUGUUGAUGGUGGGGGCCAACGCUGGUAUGAUUGGUAUGACAAAGGAGCAUUUAGGAAUCGCGCUUUCGCUCGGUAUCCCCGUACUUGUUGUGGUAACCAAAAUCGAUCGUUGCCCGCCCAAUAUCUUGCAAAACACUAUCAAGGAACUGGGUACAAUCUUGAAGUCCAAAUCGUGCCGCAAGAUCCCAUUAUUUGUUGAGACUGACACUGACGUCGUCAUGACUGCUCAAAAUUUCGUGAGCGAGCGUCUCUGCCCGAUUUUUCAAAUCAGUAACGUCACUGGCCAAGGUUUGGAUCUGUUGCGAAACUUCUUGAACAUUUUGCCAGCACAGACCAAGUACGAUAUGGAGCAGCCGUUCCACUAUGAGAUCAACGAAACGUACUCUGUGCCGUUUGUUGGGACUGUUGUGAGCGGGAUUAUGAUGAGCGGCGUGAUCCACGUGGGUGACAAGGUUUUGAUCGGGCCCGACCAUUCUGGCAACUUUAACAUGACAACCAUCAAGGGCAUCCACCGCAAGCGUGUGACGGUUCCUGCAGCGCGUGCAGGCCAGAGCGUAACAUUUGCUUUGAAGAACGUUCGUCGCAGCGCAAUACGUAAAGGAAUGGUGCUGUUGCGGUAUGACAAGGAUCAUCCGCCGCCCAAGUGCUCGAAGCGAUUUGAAGCCGAAGUGUUGGUGCUGUACCAUUCGACAACAAUCAAGCAAAAGUAUCAGGCGAUGGUCCAUUGUGGUGCGGUACGGCAGACUGCUAGUAUCGUUAGCAUGGAAAAGCAGUUAUUGCGGACAGGUGAUCGAGCAAUGGUGCAAUUUGAAUUUGUCAAGACUCCAGAAUACCUUACGAUUGGUAGUCGGAUGAUUUUCCGUGAAGGUCGAACAAAGGGCAUCGGCAAAGUAACACGAUUAUUGGAGUGAACUAAAAAGAUUGCAGCAUCGAAACCAACAAAGCAAAGAAGAAACUGUGUACAUAUUUUCAUUUUGCAGCGACGUAAUAAAUGAAAGGAGAACGAGCUAAAAAAAAAGCAAGGGAGAGAAUCAAUUUACAAUUAGAAAAGAUGGUAGCAACGGUUGAAAGGAAAAGUAGACAAAUAUGUAAUUUGCUGUUGUGAAACUUUUAAUACAAGUCAAGGGGAGGGAGGGUGGUGGAUUGCAUGUGCUAAUAAUAAAAAACAAUAAAAAUCACUGUCUA